Molecule: messenger RNA, 876 nt
Organism: Penaeus vannamei (Pacific white shrimp)
Lineage: Eukaryota; Metazoa; Arthropoda; Malacostraca; Decapoda; Penaeidae
Source: RefSeq, a predicted model, not a curated record
UAUAGAUUACUUCGCACAAAUCAUACAGGUUUUGUAGUUGUUAUGGUGUAGUUAAUUUGAGUUUUGAUGAUUGGCAGAGAUUACAGAGAAUGCUCAGGAUGUGGAGAUGUUUCUGGCUCAGCAUGGACACCGCUACACCAAGAUCAGAUUUACUUUUACCAUUGAAUCUGUGACCCUUUCAUUACUUACAAGUGCACAAGGGACAAAGGAAUCAUUGCUCUCGGAGGAUGAAUCCAUGGAGAGCCUGACAUCAUCUUCGUUCAAGGAGCUGUCCCCCCAACCUGGGACGAGUGACGCACUUGCCUUGCCUCGUGUAAGUCUUGGGGAUACAAGAGGCAGCAGAAGAUCUCUGCCUCACGUGACAGGUGAUGUAGCUAUGCAAGAAUCAGGAUCAGUGGCUCAUGGCAGAGAGCUGGCAGAGUUCAGCUUGAAGGUGGUGACGCUAAAGGGAGAAAUGUGCUCAGAUGGAUCGCUGUCAGCCAACCUGGUGCUCUUCGACUGUAUUCUGCAAGACACAAGACCAGGUCAGGAGGGCCACAUCACGCGAAUGAUGAGAAGGAAACCGCAGACAGGCAAGAAUGGCAUGAUAGACCUCACCUACCGCCAGGGGCCCUCUGGGGAUACCUUUAUUGACAUGCGCAUUUCUGGCUUCGUGUUGCUUCUGCACCUUCCGUACCUGCUGAGAAUCCAGAGAUUUUUCACGGACAAUCUGCCGCAGAAACCACAGGAACCCUCACCUCCUCCUUUGGCAGCUCCUAAGGCCAAGGAUUUCAAGAGACAGAAGGUAGUUCAUUUAUAUAUCUAUGACUUAUUCUUUAUUCUGAAAGUCAGAAGGAAAGAUCACUACCUGUAAAUGAGAAUAAAAAGAAAAAAAGC